ACGACGACGUCGGGCCUCGGGCUCGCUCUCGCUCACCAUCUCCGUCUCGUGGCGUCUCGUGCGGUGGCGGAUGUCAGCAGCAGCAGCAGGUGCCAGUGCUGCGGCUCUUCGCGUCCUCGUCGCCUCCCGUCCCCCUCGGUCGCCAUGCGUGCUGGAAGCGACCUCGGCUCGUCGGAGCAGGAGCUGCGUUCGAGUGAACCGAGACGCGGGCGUCGCUCGAAACGAAGGACUGCGGAAUGAGAGUCUGAAAUUUCCCAGCAGCAGCGGCGGCGGGAACGCAGAUUAUGGACCAACGCUCGGGUUCCUCGUCUUGGGCAGAUCACAAGUUUGGAAUCGGAAUGACGGAAAAGUGAGCAGACCGACCUCCGACAUGAAGGCCAGGCACGCUCGUGCAGCGAGGCCCUUCUCUUGCUCGCCGAGGAGUCCCGCAUUCAGUUUCUUUGGCAAGCAGCACAGAGACAAGCUACGUCUGGCUCACACCGUCGGUGCCCCAGGACACAGGCAUGGCAGUCGCAGACCCUAGUAUGCUCGGUGUAGAAGCCAGCUCUCCCACAAAUCACUCCGAGGCCAGUAGCGGCAUGGAGAUUUUCCCACCCCACCAGCACGCGGUGCUCCAAUCCGAGCCUUACAGUUGAAGCACGAGGGUCCCGUCGUGGGGUUUCGACCUGCUCGCUGGAAUGUGCGCCCAUUGCGAUAUCGGGCCGUCGAGGAAAGGCGAGGGUUUAGGAGUUUAGGAGGAGUAGGGAUUGCAAUUUUUGUGCGAAAGCUUCAUCGUGGGCUCGAGCAGACCUAGUCGGAGCUCCGGGGCGCGACGAAUCGAUUCAAUGAGCUAUGCGGCAUUCAAAAUGGUGCACGCGCCCACGGGAGUGGAGACGUGUGCAUCGGCAUUUUUGACGCACUGCCCCGUGGGGGCGGAGGGAGAAGUGAUCAGCCAGGAUGUGAGGUCGCAGUACGCGAGGCUCCAUGGGGUGGACGAGGGGGGCCCGGCGGUGGUGAGCUCGCUGCCCAAUCUGGUGAUCAGCAAGGCGAAUGUGCUCGAGGUUUACUACAUUCGCUGCCAAGAGGACCACGAGCGCAGCAACGGCGAUGCAGCCGUGCCCAUCUCUGCCAUCGGGCAGCCGGGGCGCCGCGGUGGCAACAUGGACGGGAUUUCCGCAGCGUGGCUCGAGCUCGUGUGCCACUACAGGCUGCACGGCAACGUCGAGAGCAUGGCCGUGCUCUCGCAUCGCCAGGACGAAGGCCGUCGACGCAGGGAUGCGGUGAUUUUGGCUUUUCGUGAUGCCAAGAUUUCCGUCCUCGAGUUCGAUGACUCCACUCACAAUCUGCGCACCAGUUCUUUGCACUACUUCGAAGGGCCCGAGUGGGACAGUCUGAAGAGGGGCCGCGAACGCUUCUCCCGUGGCCCCCUGGUGCGGGCUGAACCCAUCGGCAGAUGCGCAGGGAUGCUGGUGUACAAUUGCCAGAUGGUGCUCAUGAAAGCUGCGCAGGUCGGCUAUUGCCUGGGCGACGAGGAUGAUGGAGCAGGGCCUCCAGGUGCCUCCGUCUGUGCCCACAUUGCCUCGUCCUACGUCGUGAGCCUGCGGGAAUUGGACAUGAAACAUGUCAAAGAUUUCGUGUUCCUGCACGGCUACAAUGAACCAGUGAUUCUGUCCCUGCACGAGAAGGAACCCACUUGGGCUGGGCGGGUGGCAUUGAAGCGGCACACUUGUGCAAUCACAGCUCUCAGCAUCAACACCACUCUCAUGCAGCACACCAUCUUCUGGUCGGCCUCGAAUCUACCUUACGACGCGUACAAGCUCAUAGCUGUGCCAUCGCCCAUCGAAGGCGUGCUCGUGCUCUGCGGCAACACCCUUCACUACUACAAUCAGUCCUCGUCCUGCUCACUGGCUCUCAACGAGUUCGCCGCAGCAGCUGAAGGAAGUCCCGAGAUGCCGAAGUCGAAUCUCAGCGUGGAGCUCGACGCAGCUCAGGUCACUUGGAUAUCGCACGACGUCGCCCUCUUCUCCACGAAAAACGGCAACCUGCUGCUUCUGUAUCUGGUUUACGAUGGGCGGACGGUGCAGAAGCUGGAGCUCUCGAAAUCCAGAGCCUCCGUUCUGGCCUCGUGCAUGUGCAUGGUCGGAGGGACGUUUUUCUUCCUGGGAAGCAGGCUCGGGGACAGCCUUCUGGUGCAGUAUUCGCCCACGGUCGCCGGGCUGAAUGGUGGCGGAAAGGCCUCCAAGGAAGGGGACAUCGAGUCCGAGGUUCCCCCCGCCAAGAGACAGCGGCAGUCCCUCUCGGACUCCCAAGAUGCGGCCGAAGAGCUCCUGCUGUACUCUCCCGAGAAGCUGGACUCGCAGAACACGAGGAAAACCUUUUCCUUCGCUGUUCGAGACUCUCUUGUGAAUGUCGGUCCCCUCAGAGACUUGGCCCAGGGCUUGCGGAUGAACGCAGAUAUGGCAGCCACGGGUGUCGCCAAGCAAAGCAACUAUGAGCUGGUCACGUGCUCGGGCCACGGGAAGAAUGGAAGUGUUUCGGUGCUGCAUCAGUCCAUCCGACCGGAUCUCAUCACGGACGUCAAUCUGCCUGGCUGCUCGGGGGUGUGGACUGUCUACCACUUGAAAGAAGGCCAGACCACUCCGGUCGAAGAAGAAGAGUAUCACGCGUACCUGAUCAUCAGCUUGGACGUUCGAACCAUGAUUCUGGAGACCGGGGAGACUUUAGGGGAGGUGACAGAAUCGGCAGAGUAUUACACCCAGGGACCGACUAUCGUGGCAGGAAACCUCUUCGGCAGGAGGCGGGUCAUUCAAGUGUACGCGGAUGGAGUUCGUCUUAUGGAUGGGGUCGUGAAGACUCAGGAAUUGCCUGUCAUUACAAAGGUCUCAGAGCUCGGAACUGAUGAGGUGAAAGUCGUCUCGGCAUCCAUAGCCGAUCCUUUCGUCCUGCUCAAGAUGAGUAACGGUGGUGCUCAGCUCGUGGUUGGGGACCCGGACUCCUGUAGCCUAAACAUUAUAUCUCCUUCGAUUCUGGAAAGCUCGGCGGGUGUCAUUACAGCAUGCACGCUGUUCGCGGAUAAGGCCCCCGGUUGCUGGAUGCAAAGAACGAGCGAUCCCACGUGGUCAUCGAAGAAUACGGAUCAAGGCCGUGUGUACUGUAUCCUGUGUAGGGAAAAUGGUAAUCUCGAGAUCCAUGAUCUUCCUGGAUUUGACUGUGUAUUUCGAGUCAAGAGAUUCACCUACGGUAAUAUGAUUCUCUCUAACUACUUUCUGCCCAGCGCGCAAGAGGCCGCCAAGGCAGCUGAGCCAGAGAGCGUUGUCGAAGUGGAAAGCUUGUUGCAGGAUGAGUCGAAGCAUUUUGUAACAGACGUCUGUAUGGAAACUUGGGGGAAGAAGUUCGGCAGGCCAUUUCUGUUUGCCAUGUUGAGCGAUGGAACAAUGUUGUGCUAUCAUGCUUACAGUUACGAGGACACCGAGGGCAAUGAGCUGGAUUCGGUCACUGUCAACAAUGAGGAGUCCUUUCCUUCAUCGAAGAACUUGCGGUUUGUAAGGACAGCUGUGGAUUGGGUUAGUGAAGAUGACCAGGAGGAUGGAGCUCCGAGCCCGAGGAUCACCCCGAAGUUUGUGCGGUUUUCAAAUGUCGGAAACGUGCAGGGACUUUUUGUGACCGGGGCCAGGCCGGCGUGGCUGAUGGUGUGUCGAGAGCGGAUUCGAGUGCAUCCGCAGUAUUGUGAUGGGGCCAUACUUGCAUUCACACCCUUGCACAACGUGAACUGCAGUCACGGUCUGAUCUAUGCUACAAAUGAGGGUGUCCUCAAAAUCUGUCAGUUGCCAAGCCUUCUGAACUUCGACAACGACUGGCCCCUCCAGAAGAUUCCUCUGAAGAGUACUCCGCACCAAGUUACUUAUCAUGCCGACGUCGGUCUGUACGCCCUGAUUAUCUCCUCAACUGUCAUGUUACCUGCUCCUGAUGUGCAAGGGUCGAAUGACCAUCGCGGAGGUCAUGGUGGAGACCACCACUACGACAAUGGUGGGGGUGACGAUUCGCAGAAUCUGCUGUGCGCCGAAGAGUUUGAGGUGCGCAUGAUCGGGCCAGCUAAAGUUGGCGGCUUGUGGGAAACCAAAGGCUCGCUCCCCAUGCACCAGCUAGAAAAUGCUCUGACGGUGAGAAUUGUGACCAUCAAAACCACCGGGACGGAACAGACGCAGACCUUACUGGCGAUCGGGACUGCGUACGCUCAAGGCGAGGAUAUACCGGCCAAGGGCCGCAUCAUCCUGGUUUCGGUCGGGGGAGAUUCGACUGAAUCAAACGUGUCUGUCAAAGAAGUGUAUUCGAAAGAAAUGAAAGGGUGUAUUUCAGCCAUAGCAUCCCUUCAAGGAAAUCUUCUUCUGGCGAUCGGUGCUAAGAUCAUACUUCACACUUGGAAUGGUUCGGAACUCAAUGGUGCCGCUUUCUUUGAUGCACCGUUAUUUGUAGUGAGCCUGAAUAUUGUCAAGAACUUUGUGUUGUUUGGAGAUAUACAUAAGAGCAUUUACUUCUUGAAUUGGAAGGAGGAAGGAGCCCAGUUGAUUUGCCUGGCCAAAGAUUUCUCAUCACUGGAUUGCUUCACUACCGAGUUCCUCAUCGAUGGUACCACUCUCAGUCUUCUAGUGUCCGAUAGUCGGAAGAACAUACAGAUCUUCUCCUAUGCUCCCAAAAGUAUGGAGAGCUGGAGAGGACAGAAGCUGCUACCGAGGGCCGAGUUUCACUUAGGGGCUCACGUGACCAAGUUCCUACGUCUGCAAAUGCUCCCCACAGCAACAUGCAAUCGGUCCAAUAGGUUUGCAGUCCUUUUUGGCACUCUCGAUGGCAGUAUUGACUUCCUUGCCCCACUAGACGAGUUGACAUUCCGCAGAGUUCAAGCCUUACAGAAGAAACUAGUAGAUGUAGUUCCUCACGUUGGGGGUUUAAAUCCUCGUGCAUUUAGGCAGUUUCAGUGCGACGGAAUGUCUCACAGGCCUGGCCCCGAUAACAUCGUGGACUGCGAGCUGCUUUGCCACUAUACCAUGUUAGCAUUAGAUCAGCAGGUGGAAGUUGCCCGUCAAAUAGGUACUACACGGACGCAGAUUUUGUCCAAUUUGCGUGACCUUUCACUAAGCACUAGCUUUUUAUGAUCCACUUCUGAGGUCCGCGCCG
Marchantia polymorpha subsp. ruderalis is the source of this 5151-nucleotide messenger RNA. The record is from the annotation of a GenBank genome assembly. Lineage: Eukaryota; Viridiplantae; Streptophyta; Marchantiopsida; Marchantiales; Marchantiaceae.